AUGCAUUCUGCGAACGACCACACCAAUGGUCACCAGCCACCAAUCGGACCUCGGCUAUUCUCCGUCAAGCAACCACCAUCACUGGACGAGUUCAAGACACUUACAACGGAGUCUGUUCCCUGCCACUACCCACUAGCAAGCAAGAUCGAGGCGAAUGUGCCGAUAUACGAUCUACCCGACUAUGCCUCGCUCUCCCCAGAACAACGCUCGGCAUUACAGGAUGAGUUUUACCACAUCCUGCUUUCCGGACCAGGCGUGUUCGUCACCAAAGGUCUCUGCAAAGACGUCUCUCUUCUUCAAAAAGUAAACAACGUAUACGCAAACAUCAUUGCAGAAGAGAAGAAAGUGGCGGGCAAACGCGGCGACCACUUUGCUGGAGCCGGCGCGAACGAUCGCAUCUGGAACUCCGUUUCGAAACACUGCGAAAGAGACCCGGAGUCAUUCGUGCAGUACUACUCCAACCCAUGGUUGCCUCUCAUAUCUGGAGCAUGGCUCGGUCCGCACCACCGCCUCACAGCACAAGUCAACAUUGUGAAGCCAGGCGCGAAGGCCCAGAUUUCGCACAGAGACUACCACAUUGGCUUCCAGGAUAACGAGUCUUGUGCGAAGUUUCCGAAGGCGAUGCAAGUCGCGUCACAGUUUCUCACGCUACAAGGAGCUAUCGCACACUCAGAUAUGCCAGUGGAGAGCGGGCCGACGCGAUUGCUGCCGUUCAGCCAGAAGUUUGAAGAAGGAUAUAUGGCAUACCGCUUGCCUGAGUUCCAAAACUACUUCCUUGAGAAGUAUGUAUCUGUGCCACUAGAGAUGGGGGACGGUCUCUUCUUCAAUCCAGCGCUGUUCCAUGCCGCAGGUCAGAAUGACUCUGCCGAUGUCAUGCGUUCUGCCAAUCUGCUUCAGAUCUCAUCAGCCUUUGGUAAGCCGAUGGAAGCUAUCGAUACGCACGCACUUGUUGAGAAGACCUGGGAGGGAUUGUUGGUAAUGUACCAACAGCAUGGACUAAGCGAUGAGCUCAGAGCUCUCGUCAGCGUUGUCGCUGAAGGAUACCCUUUCCCGACCAAUCUUGAUAGAAGGGUACCUGAGACGGCUGGCAUGGCACCCGAGAGCGAGCAGGAUGUUCUGAUAAAGUCGCUCAAGGCCGGCUCUGAGAAGCAAACAGUGUUGGAUACGUUGACGAGGAUGCGAGAAGAGUCGAAGACUUGA
Messenger RNA from Alternaria incomplexa, 1200 nucleotides. RefSeq lists its product as uncharacterized. Gene Ontology annotation, biological process: fatty acid alpha-oxidation. The record is from RefSeq and is a predicted model, not a curated record. NCBI's taxonomy places the organism in Eukaryota, Fungi, Ascomycota, Dothideomycetes, Pleosporales, Pleosporaceae. The transcript has a single exon. Gene Ontology annotation, molecular function: phytanoyl-CoA dioxygenase activity. The coding region runs from base 1 to 1200 and encodes 399 amino acids.